Molecule: messenger RNA, 936 nt
Organism: Priceomyces carsonii
Lineage: Eukaryota; Fungi; Ascomycota; Pichiomycetes; Serinales; Debaryomycetaceae
Gene: CTP1
Product: Ctp1p
Exons: 2
Coding region: 1-936 (311 amino acids)
Biological process (GO): mitochondrial citrate transmembrane transport
Cellular component (GO): mitochondrion
Molecular function (GO): citrate secondary active transmembrane transporter activity
Source: RefSeq, a predicted model, not a curated record
AUGUCAACUGAAAAAAAAGUAAGACAUUAUAACUCUUUGUCGGUUCAUCGAAAUACUUACAUAUUACAGAAAAUUGAUCCUUUUAAAUCCUUUAUAGCAGGAGGCACUGCUGGUGCAGUUGAAGGAGUUGUUACCUAUCCUUUUGAAUUUGCUAAAACCAGACUUCAAUUGGUGGAUAAAUCAUCUAGGGCGUCAAGAAACCCAUUGGUGUUGAUCUAUAAUAUAUCGAAAACACAAGGUGUUUCUGCGUUAUACGUUGGAUGCCCUGCAUUUGUCGUUGGUAAUACUGUCAAAGCAUCGGUGCGAUUCUUAGGAUUCGAUUCAAUCAAAGCUCUUUUGGCGGACAAAAAUGGAAAAUUAUCUGGUCCAAGGGGAGUGAUAGCAGGUUUGGGUGCUGGUUUACUUGAAUCAGUAAUCGCAGUCACCCCAUUUGAAGCAAUUAAAACUGCAUUAAUAGACGAUAAGCAAUCGGCAAAACCUAAAUUUCAAAAUGGCUUGAUCUCUGGCAGCGUUAAAUUGUGCAGAGAAUUAGGUUUUAAAGGUAUAUAUGCUGGGAUUGUCCCAGUUUCCUUAAGACAAGCUUCAAAUCAGGCAGUACGUUUAGGAUCAUACAAUGCUUUGAAAACGAUGAUUCAACAAGCGUCUGGUACGAAACCUAACGAGCCCUUAAGUUCAUUGUCUACGUUUGCAGUAGGUUCACUUGCAGGUGUAAUUACUGUUUAUACAACAAUGCCGAUAGACACAGUGAAAACAAGAAUGCAAGCACUUGGUGCUAAUAAAUUAUACACAUCAACUUUGAACUGUUUCGUACGAAUCUAUAAGGAUGAAGGAUUGCUUACCUAUUGGAAGGGGGCUACGCCGAGACUAGGAAGAUUAGUUUUGAGUGGUGGUAUUGUCUUCACCAUCUAUGAAAAGAUUUUAGUCAUCUUAAAUUAA